Triticum turgidum subsp. durum (durum wheat) is the source of this 489-nucleotide messenger RNA. Lineage: Eukaryota; Viridiplantae; Streptophyta; Magnoliopsida; Poales; Poaceae. The record is from the annotation of a GenBank genome assembly.
AUGCGGCGGGUGCAGGACACCCUCCUCAACGGCGAGCAGUCCUACUCCUACUCCUACUCCUCCCGCGGCACCGCCCGGCUCCUCGUCGGCCAUGGGCUGGAGCACGACCUCGACGCGUUGGGCAUGGACUACCAGGCGCACCUCAGGAGGGACACGGCCGUGUGCCGGCCGCUGAUGAAGACCAGCGCUAGGCUCAUGAGCAAUUCGCUCCGGUAUCUCACGCGGAGCUGCCUGGGCUAUGAUAUACAGACGGGAGGCCACCAUCAUCCCUACGACGACUGCGUGGCCGCCAUGCGCCUAUACAAGAGGAUGCGCGCCAUGAGUCACCUGCACCUUUACGGUCGGCCCAAAGACGACGAUGAUGAGUCCACGGUCAAGGCCUUCCCGGCGUGGAGGCAGCGAGAGCUGGAGCGCAUGUCGCUGGAGGAGCUCCUGGCAAUGUCCAAGCCCGACUACCGAUGUUGGUGCCUCGACGACCGGCGAUGCUGA